Molecule: messenger RNA, 843 nt
Organism: Morchella sextelata
Lineage: Eukaryota; Fungi; Ascomycota; Pezizomycetes; Pezizales; Morchellaceae
Exons: 4
Coding region: 1-843 (280 amino acids)
Source: RefSeq, a predicted model, not a curated record
AUGCAUCAAUCUAUCCAACCCGGUAGAGCUUCCAGAGAGUCUAUCCCAGACUUCCCCAUCAGGCAUGCCCGUCUUGAAACGCGUGAGGAGCAGGGCCCCGUUAUUGCCGGUCCUCCCUGGGAUGAAUUUCCCGAGGAAUAUCGCCCUCGUGGGGCCCUCGAUGACGAAUUAUUUGUUGGCGGUAUCCUCUACCCUCGUGAUGAGAAUGAUACCGUUGGCAGUGUCGAAAACCUACCUUCUGUUAGUGGGAAUAGCCAAAAUAGCACCGCUCAUCACUCUGACGAUGAUAUUCCACCCAUGCAUGAUUCUCAGGGUACUUCUCAGGGUACUUCUCAGGGUACCUCUCAGGUUACUUCUCAGGCUACUUCUGAGGUUACUUCUCAGGUUACUUCUUACGGUACUUCUCAGGGUACCUCUCAGGGUGAUACCACUUCCGGAAGCUCGGAGGAUCCCAUUAUUAAUGGUCCUCCUAUUCUCCUGGAUGAAGCAGCCCUGCAAAUCUUGGAACAGGAAGUCCGCCGAAUCGAGGCAUUCGUGGAACACCUCGACGGCUUUAUUCGUCAUUUGACAGACAGAUCAAGGGACCCGAAUGUGGAGUAUCGCUUCCAAGAGUUCACUCGUAACCGCUCACUUAUCCCGUCCAGAAAUUAUGAAAACAUUUUACGCCAAGCAACGGCGGAGAGUUCUACCAUCGAAACUGCUCUGCCCCUCGCGGAAGCAACUCCAGUUGGAGAACAUGAGCAGCGUACCGAUGAGGCAAACACUCUUCAAGACGAGGAUAAUGAGCAUGCUAGCUCGGCCAACGAUGAGAAUGAAAACAUGGAUAUUGCCGGAGAUGAGUAA